AUCAUGUGGUUUUGGGCCAACCACUUUCCUUCAUUUCAUAUUUGGCUCACAUCUUCUACCGCCAUUAACUUGCUUCUCUCAAAGCUUCUAUUGCCUUCUCUUUCACCUUUUGCACUGCCUGAGCUAUGGCGGUGCAUUUAUGUUCCGUUUGUUGUUUAUCAAUUCCUCCAUUCAAUCGCAGUAGAAUUUUCAGAGUUAGGGCUCUGGGGUCUGAGGGUUUUGGCACAAUGACAUCACAAGAAGACAAUGUGAAAUUAGGUGGUUCUGAACUCAAAGUCAGUAGGCUUGGAAUUGGAGCUUGGGCUUGGGGAGAUAACAGCUAUUGGAAUGACUUUGGAUGGAAUGAUGUGAUGACGAAGGCUGCUAAGGCUGCAUUUAAUGCCAGUGUUGACCGUGGCAUUACCUUCAUUGAUACUGCUGAAGUUUAUGGCUCCUCACUUGCUUUAGGUGCUAUAAAUUCAGAAACUCUUCUAGGAAGAUUUAUUAAAGAAAGAAAGGCACAGGAUCCAGGAGUUGAGGUUGAAGUUGCUACAAAAUUUGCUGCUUUGCCAUGGAGGUUUGGUCGUGAAAGUGUCAUAACCGCCCUUAAGGAUUCCCUCUCUCGCCUUGGUCUUGCAUCGGUUGACUUGUAUCAACUUCAUUGGCCUGGAGUAUGGGGAAAUGAAGGUUAUAUUGAUGGUCUUGGAGAUGCUGUUGAGCAGGGACUUGUGAAGGCGGUUGGUGUUUCAAAUUACAACGAAAAGCGACUUCGAGAAGCUUAUGAGCAGCUCAAGAAAAGAGGUAUUCCACUAGCUUCAAACCAGGUGAAUUAUAGUCUUAUAUACAGACUACCGGAAGAGAACGGUGUGAAGGCUGCCUGUGACGAACUUGGAAUCACCUUAAUUGCUUAUUCGCCUAUUGCUCAAGGCGUUCUCACGGGAAAGUACACUCCUGAAAAUCCUCCAACUGGUCCUCGAGGCCGAAUAUAUACUCCAGAGUUUUUAGCAAAGCUCCGACCUCUUCUGAACCGGAUCCGUGAAAUAGGACAGAGCUACAAUAAAACACCCACACAGGUAGCGUUGAACUGGUUAAUAGCACAAGAAAACGUUGUGCCGAUCCCGGGAGCGAAAAAUGCCGAACAAGCUAUCGAAUUUGGAGGUGCAUUGGGUUGGAGAAUCUCCAAUGAAGAGAUCAAGGAACUUCGCUCCUUGGCCUCAGAAAUCAAACCUGUUGUUGGUUUCCCUGCUGAGAAGCUCUAAAAUAAUUGAUGAAUAUAUAUAUAUCAAAGUUUGGAUUAGAAUUUAAUUUUAUUCCGCAACCUUUCACA
This is a messenger RNA of Cucumis melo (muskmelon), 1306 nucleotides long. RefSeq lists its product as uncharacterized. NCBI's taxonomy places the organism in Eukaryota, Viridiplantae, Streptophyta, Magnoliopsida, Cucurbitales, Cucurbitaceae. Gene Ontology annotation, cellular component: cytoplasm. The transcript is spliced from 10 exons. The record is from RefSeq and is a predicted model, not a curated record. The coding region runs from base 126 to 1238 and encodes 370 amino acids.